Messenger RNA from Exserohilum turcica Et28A, 1185 nucleotides. RefSeq lists its product as uncharacterized. NCBI's taxonomy places the organism in Eukaryota, Fungi, Ascomycota, Dothideomycetes, Pleosporales, Pleosporaceae. The transcript is spliced from 3 exons. The record is from RefSeq and is a predicted model, not a curated record. Bases 1 to 1185 code for a protein of 394 amino acids.
AUGGCAGCGUAUAUCAACCUUAGCUUCCAGGGGACUGUCUAUUUUGCUGCACAUCGUUCUGCCGAAGUUGGCGCUAUGCUGCAAUUGUAUUCAAACAGGCUUGUAGGCGUAGCAAGGGAAUCCACCUUUGAUGUUUUGUACGCGCAGGUCGCCCGAGAUUGGCAUCAGCAAGACGACCUUGUUACACCCUUUAACGACCGUCGAUGGACGCACGUUAGAGCGGUCUGGACCUUUGACCUUGAUAGCGAUUUUCUGCGAUUGAACCAGAAAGAUCGCGACUUUUGCGUUCCUCUCAACCUUGUUCGCCAGCGUGCUAUGACCAUUUCUGACUUCGAGCCUUACACACUACCGCCGACUCUCGCCAAACACGCCUUACAAUCUGUGUACUCAGCGCCGUGCUGGAAAAUGAGACGCAAUAUCGACCUGCGGCAGCUACAGCGACGCAAGGCUUUCGUCUCCAGGAUACUCGCCGAUUUUGCGUUCCAGUGGAGGCACGUCCUCUGUGGUCGUUACAAUAACUCUACGUUUCGAAGACUUGCCAAUGCUAUCGUCAGGAUUGUUACCCUGGACUUUACCGUACAAGAAGCAACGCUCUCACGCCAGGGCAAAGGUGGCUUCCUGGUCUGGAUAGACAACCUCCCAGAGUGGGAUUUUGCAAGUGGACACAUUGUGAGAGUCGGUGGGACGUCCAUCGUCAUAUGCCAGCAUGCCCCGCACGCGGUCACGCUGGUCCGAAAGGAUUUCGGGAAGCAGAUCAUGUCCAACCCUGGCUCGAAAGAACAAACUUCCACGUAUCUCAUACUCUCGGUGCGGGAGCUUAUUCUGUAUCGAAUAAACAGCGAGUUUGAAAAAUAUACAGAACCCAAACGUCUAUUUGAUGGGACGAAUCCUCCGUCUGACGAAGCUAUCGAGCUCCUUCUCCAGGCCACACACACCAGUGCCCCCACAACUCCUCUUCACAAGCUCCCUAUUGAGUUACAAGAUGCAAUCCUUGACAAGGUAUCAGCAGGGCCCAUCGAGAGCGCCAGAGUUGGCUGCUUACUUGACGCUGGGACAAAUUUUACAUGGCGGUGCGGCAACCGAGAUAUCCAAAGAGAAGAGGGCCGCCGGUCUAGAACACCGUGGAGUCAUGUGGAGUCGUAUAUUCUGUUCGGUGGCUGUCCUAGUGGCAUAGCACAUAAGUAA